Messenger RNA from Ipomoea nil (Japanese morning glory), 3787 nucleotides. RefSeq names its product hornerin-like. Lineage: Eukaryota; Viridiplantae; Streptophyta; Magnoliopsida; Solanales; Convolvulaceae. The annotation marks the transcript as partial. The record is from RefSeq and is a predicted model, not a curated record. The transcript has a single exon.
AUGGGAGGAGGCGGGGACGGGGAGGGAGACGGAGGGGAGGAGAGGCGGAACGGAGGACGAGGAGAGCAGAGGAGGGGAAGAGAGAGAAGAGAGAGGCACAGGGGACAAGGAGAAGAAGGAGAGAGGCACAGGGGGACAAGGAGAAGAAGGGCGAAACAGACGCAGAGACAGAGAGGCCGAAGACGCCCCCGCAAGCACAGGGGAGACGAGGAACCGGGAGCGGGGCCCGGAAGGAAGAAAAGCGAGGGCCAGGCAGAGCGGGGGGGAAGAGAGCAGCAAGGGGAGCCGGGGGGAGAGGAAGGGGACGGGGAGAGCGCCCGAAGCGACGCGAGCACGAACAAAAGGAGAAGCAAGCGCCACAGGCGGGGGGCGCGCAGGAAAGAGGGGAGGGGCACGCAGAGAGGGAGCGCCGAGAGGAGCACACCAGAAGGGGGGAAGGGAAAGACCCGGAAGCGGGAGCGCACGCAAGAAGGACAGAAGCCAGAGAACCGCAGCACAAACAGCGGCAAGAGCGGGGGAGGCAGCCGCAGGGGAGGACCGGGCAACAGGGCGCGGGGCGGGCAAACCCAGGAGAGAAGAGGACGCCCCAAGAAAACAGCAAAACCACGCGGGGAGGGCGAGCGGCAGGACAACCAGCCCAAGCAGAAGCAGAGAAAGCAGGAAGGGCGCGAGAGGAGCACCGGCGGAGGCGGAAACCAGGAGCAACGGGGCCCGGAACAGACCGGAGGACCCGGGGGAGCGGCGCCCAGGGGGAGAGGGGGGGGCAGGCAGAGGCGGGCAGAACGGAGGAACGGCAAAGGAGAGGGCAGGGCGGGGGACAGGGAGAGAGGGCAGGGCGCCAGCGAGACGCCGGGACGGGGGGGAGCAGCAGAGAGAGCGGAAGGGAAGGGGACAGGGGGCGAGACAGAGAGAGGGGGAGAAAGGGGGGGCAGGCAGACAGGCCAGCCCGGGGGAAAAGAGCAGGCAGAGACCGGGGGGAGAGAAAAGAAGCCCAGGGGCACGCGGAACGGGGGCAAGACCCAGAAAAAAAGGGGGGCACCAAGAGCGCGGAGGGGAAGGGAGCAGACAGGGGGGACAAGAGCGGAGACAGAAGACCCGGAGCACGGCCCAGGACAAGAAGGGCAGCCACGGACACCAAGAGAGAAACCAAAGCAGAGGCGGGAGAGGAAGAGAACAGAGAGACAGCGGGCGGGGAGGCGGGAAAGCCAACCGAGAGGAAGAACGGAGGGAGGCGAGGAAACCAAGCGCGGGGAGCGGGGGGAACCCAGACAGAGAGCGGGGAACAAACAAACAGGAGGCGGGAAGGGAGCAGCAAGAGAACCAGGGGGGGCGGCAGAGAAACGGGGGCAGCCAGAGGACCAGGCAGAAAAGCAGGAGGAACAGCGAGCGGGGGGAGAGACCACCCAGAGGAGAAAGCGAGAGAGAGAAGGAGGCGGACAGGCGGAGGCGGACCACGGGACGAAAAGGGGCGAAGAAGGCCGGACCGGGAACCGGAGGAAAACCGGGCGCAACCAGCCGGGCGGGAGGCCGGGCAAGAGCACCAGCAGCCGGGCGCGGCGGACGAAACACCCAGGGACAGCCAAGAAGAGGCAGACCGGCAGGGGGGGGAACGAGAGACCAGGGGGGGGGAGGCAGGAGAGCAGGGAAGGCGGGGGCCAGGGCGGCACGCCACGCAGGAGAGGGGACAGCGGGAGAGGAACAGGGGGGGGCCGGGGGAGGCACGGGAGCGGCGAGAGCAAAAAGAGGAGCAGCGGCGGGGCGGCGAGGGGCCAGAGAGGGAGGACGGACAGGGGGCCGGAGGGACCGCCCACGGGGACGGCCGCGCCGGCGAGCAACAGGCGCCACAGGAGCACCCGACGAGGCAGCCGGGCCAGGAGCCACGGCGGGGGCGAAGGAAGCAGGGAGCGGCGGGGCGGGCAGCGCAGCAGGGGACACGGCAGGAAGAGGGGGGCGGGGACGGAGAACAGAGGCCGCCCAAGGGCCAGAAAACGGAGGAGAGAGAGCCGGCAAAGAAGGGGAGGAGCAAAGGGGAAAACGGCGGCAGCAAAGCGGACAGGCCGGCAGGGGGAAAGCGGAGGAGGAGGGAAGGCCAGGCAGCGGGACCCCCGAAAGGACGCAGGAGAACCGAGGAAGACACAGGGAGAAGACCGGGAGGACAGCGGAGGACGAGGAGAGGGGCGAAGAGGAGGGGAGCAGAAACACCCAAAGACACGAAGAAAAAGAGAGGAAGGAGGGGAGGGAGGGAACAGGAGAGGAGGACGGGAGGGAGGGAAGACAGAAGAGGGCAGGCGGGGAAGGAAAGAGACAGCAGGCGCAAAGGCAAAAGCCCAAAAGGGCAAAGGAACAGAGGCAGGAGCGAGAAGAGCCAGACCAGGGGCAACAAGGGGACGAGGGGGGCGGGCAACACGACCAGGCGGGGCAGGGGGAGAGGCACAGGAGGGGCGAGGGGGAAGGCCGAAGGGAACAAACAAAGAAGGCAACGGGGGGACGCAGCACCGAAAGCAGACGGAAGGGCCGGGAGGGGGCAAGGAAAGGACCGGGCAACAAGAGGACGAAAGGGAGCAAAGAGGACAGAAAGAGCAGACGGGAAGGGCAGAGGAAAGAACCAGGGAGAACGGGAAGAGGCAGCCACAAAGAGCACAAAAGAACGGAAGCCAGAAGGAGAGAAAGGGGGCGCAGGACCCCAAAGGGCGGGGGAAAGAAGAGCGAGGACGGGAGAACGAGAGGAAGCAACACGGGGGAGGGGAAAACGGGCAGAGGGGCCGAAGGGACACGCAGGGCAGAAAGAAGGAGGACAACGAAGAGGAGCACGAGACCCACGAACCAAACAAGAACGAAGGAGAGGGCGAAGAACACGGGGAGGAGGAGGACCGAGACGAGGGGGCCAAGGGGAAGCCGAGGCACGAGCGGAAAGAAACGCGGACGGAGACGAACGAGGGAAGGAAAGGGGGGAGAGGCCCCCCGAACGAGGGCCCCGAAGAAGGAGGGCCGGGGGAGGGAGAGCGGGACAACAAAAAAGGAGGGGGGAAACGCAAAAAAGACGGGAGGAGCGGAGGCAAACGGCGGAACAGAGAAGAAAGAAGGAGACAAACGCGGAACGGGAAGGAGAGCAGACAAGGGAAAGGAGCGAGAAGGGGGAGGAAAAGAGGCAGGGCCAACAGGACGAAGAGAGAAACCCAGACCGGCACCGACACGGAAAGGGGCAGGACCAGGGGACGGCGCCGAGGGAGAAAGGGCAGCGAGGGGCGGAGGGGCAGGAGGGGGGCGCCAGGGGCCGGAACCCAAGGAGGAGAAGGGGACGAGGGGGAGCAACGAAACCAGGCGGAAACACCAAAGGAGCCGGAGAACCCGGAGCCCCGGAAGAGCGCCGAAAACAGGGGACGCCCGGGGGACCGAAACGGGGGCAAAGGGGACACGGAGCAGGAGAGCGCCAAAAACAAGGGGCGCCCGGGGGACCAAAACGGGGACAAAGGGGACACGGAGCAGCAGAGCGCCAAAAACAAGGGGCGCCCGGGGGACCAAAACGGGGACAAAGGGGACACGGAGCAGCAGAGCGCCAAAAACAAGGGACGCCGGGGGGCCGAAACCGGGACAGAGGGGACACGGAGCAGCGAAGCCACGGGGCGGACCGCCACGGGAAGGAAGGGGGCCAGCGCAGCGCGGCAGCGGCGGAAGGGGAGGAAGCACAAAACCCGAGCGAACGGAGACCAGAGGAGAACGGAGGGGAGGAGAGGGGCGGAACGGAAGGACAAGGAGAGCAGAGGAGGGGAAGAGAGAGAAGAGAGAG